AUGAGUAAGAAUAUUAACGAGCUAAGGGAAGCAUUGCAAAAAAAAGCACAAGAGACCUUGAAACUCCAGGAAGAAGCAACCAAAUUCUCUUCGGAAUCCACUGGACGUCGAGAAGGAAGAUCCUCUCCUUCCAGUACCAUAGGGGUUCACGCUAUGACCAGCCCCAAAUCUUUGUCAAGUUCAAACAAGCACAGCAGUACAGUACAGCACACCUCGUUCAAUAUUCCUAGUUCAUACAGUAGCCCUCCUAAGACCCAGCCUUCCAAAACUGAACUGGAGAUCGGGAGCCCGAGAAAAUCAAGUAGUUUUUCUGGAAAAGAGCAGGUGGAGAACAUCUUGGAAGAAUAUGCACAACAAGUCAGAGACUUGCAGAAGAAGCUAAGUGAAAAUACAGAACAACAUGAGCAACAGAAAUUCGCUUUACGGCAAUCGGUUAUUGAGCUGCAGACGAAUCUGGAAAACGCGAUGAGAGAGAAAGAUUCCCUUAAUGAAUUAAGACGAAAGGAAUCUCAAUCACAAGAAGGUCACAACAGCAGGCUGAGGGCCACGGUGGAUGAUUUGCAGACGGCCAGCCUGCUUCAGGAGGAAAUGCUGAAGGAAUCCAGUAGCCAGAUUGAAUAUCUGAAAAAGUUGGUCCAGGGACACGAUGAGGUCUUCGAACAGCUCCGCAAUCUUCUCCUGCAUUACGAUGGUGGCCCAGACCAGAAGACGUAUGGAUACGAAAGCUUUGCCAAUAUCCGCAUCUCCUACCUGCCCGCUGCUUUUGCCAGGAUUCUCCAGGACUUUGAAACAGAGAUGUUGCAUUUGAAAACCAAGUUUGCUCCACUGGAACAGCAAAUGGAUAUGAUGCAAAGAGAAUCACAGUCGAAAACGGAAAUUUUGCUUCAGCAACAUCAGGACAGCAUUGAAAGGCUGAUCGGGGACCACGAACAGGAUUUGGAAGUCCUGAGGGAGGCAGCGAAGGCUUCCCACAGCCACGCCAACAAUAUUCAAAGCCAGAUGGAAAUCAUUCAAGAACAAGCCAAAAAUCAGAAAUCUUUGUAUUUGCGUCAGAUCAGCCAGCUGGAAGGCACGAUAUCCCAACUGCGCUCUGAGCUACGGGAAGGAAUGAGGAUGUCCCAGGACAAGAUAGAAGAUCUGGAGAAGCAGCUGCAUCUGGUUCACUCUGAGAUGACUGAAGCUCAGAUUGAAAGGGAUCAAUACAGCCAAGAAUCUGGAAACUUAGAUGAUGAGGUUCAGCAGUUGUUGGCUGAGCUCCACAAGAAAGACGUAGAGCUGAAUCUGGAAAAGGAGCAGAACAAGAGGCUCUGGGAUCGAGACACCGGGAGCAGCAUCACCAUCGACAAUCUGCGGAGGGAGCUGGACAACAAAAACAUGGAGCUGCAGCGCCUGGACUCCAUCGUGAGGUCCCUGCAGAUGGAGUGUGAAGGACAAAUUCAACGUCAGAUGUCUGCAAUUAAAGAGAGGAACGACAGCCUAGAGAGGGAAUCUUCCAUCCUGGCCCAGCUAAAUUCCACCAAAGAUAAGCUCCACAAAACUGCCCAAGAACUGAGCGAAAGAAAAUUAAGUCUGGACUCGGCAGAGCGGGUCAUCGCCGAUCUCAGGUCUUCCCACCUGGAGAAGGAAAGAGUCAUCGAACACACCAAUGACGAGAUCCAGCAGCUGCGCGGACGGGUGGAUAGCAAACGGCAGGAGUUCCAGCAGCUGAAAAGCGAAAGCGAGCUCCUGCGAAGCGUGCAGUCCGACUGCGAGUCGCUGAAGGUGCAGCUGAUGGAGAAGGAGAAGGUGAUUGAGAUCCUCCAGAAGCAAAUCGAGAGCAUGACCGAGAUCGUAAGCCAACAUGGCCGGACGGCUGGCGCCAUAGAGACGGAGAAGUCUCAGCUCAUAAAAGAAGUCAGCGAGAAGAAGGUCGAAGUCCAAGAACUGAAGAUUUCUCAAGACAAGAAAGAGAGCCAGAUUCGUGAGUUGGAGGCCAGCCUGAGCGACAUGGAAUUAGAAAAGGUGAAACUGAUGAACGUGUGCUCGGAAAGGCUGCGGGCCCUGAAAGAGAUGAAACUGGAGCGAGAAGAACUUGUGAAUGAAAUAAAAGCCAGUCGCAUUGAGCUCUCUGCACUAGCAGAGGAAGCAGAAGUGAUCAAGAAUGACUACCGAGAGAAAAACGAAGAUAUGGAAACGAUUGUGAGCAAACUGAAAAUGCAGCUGAAAUCGGCUCAGAUUGAAUUGGAGCAAACCAGGGCCACUUUGAAGACCAUGGAGGGCUCUGAUGGCCACGCCAUGAAAGUUGCCAUGGGGAUGCAGAAGCAAAUCACAGCCAAACGAGGGCAGAUCGAUGCUUUGCAGAGCAAGAUUAAGUUCUUGGAGGAAGCAAUGACUAACGCAACUAAGGAAAAACAUUACUUGAAAGAGGAGAGGAUCCGAUUAAGUCAAGAGCUGAGCUGCAUGGCUGCUUUGAACAACAAAUUGGCUGGAGAAUUAGAAAUCCUGAAGUCCCAGGAUAAACGUUUAAAAGAUAAACUUCUGACGAUGGAAGCUGCUCUAGAUAAAGCGUCUCUACAGUUUGCGGAGUGCCAGUGCAUCAUCCAGCGGCAGGAACAAGAAAUGAUGCGCUACAAGCUUCAGCACACGUUAGAGGUGAAAGAGCUGCAGGGACCAGGACACACUGUGGGUUCCUCCUCCGUGAAGCAGCGCUAUUCAUCCUUGCCUCACUCGUCCAGUGCGCCAUCAUGUCAAACAUUUGCAGGCCAUAUCUCUCAU
Molecule: messenger RNA, 2754 nt
Organism: Protobothrops mucrosquamatus (brown spotted pit viper)
Lineage: Eukaryota; Metazoa; Chordata; Lepidosauria; Squamata; Viperidae
Product: coiled-coil domain-containing protein 158-like
Exons: 17
Source: RefSeq, a predicted model, not a curated record